UCAGCAACAAAAUACUCAGCAAUAGAUUUGUACAUAGCGUAUACGCCUGCCGCGGUACCACAUUCUGAAGAUCCCUCAAUUCACAGAGCCCUACCCUAUGCCCGCACCAAGAGAAUGGACUAGAAGAAAAUUAUGCAAUAGGGCGUGAGCUGGCAUUUGCUUCAUACUAGAGCAUCCGGAGAUACAAGCGUUUGUUACCUGACACUAAUCGCGUAUAAAGGCCAACCUACAGACCCAGAAAACGCCAUCAAAAUUCGACUAUGAAAUUCACUUCGCUCACCACUAUUUUCAUAUCUGCCGCAGCGAUGGCUGGUGUCGCUAUCGCAUCUGAGGACCUGGUAACAUCACCUUACAAUCUACCCUGCAAAAAUGCUGGUGGGCACUUUGCAGCUUGCGUGCAGACCGCGUGCUUACGGUUAUCCACAGAUCAAGUUGGGUGUUCAAAUGGCCUCAAGGGUUAUAACAACGGAUACGCUUACGGUUAUUACUGCGGACAUCAUAAUAGGAUUGAUUCAGUCACGCCAUGUUCCUGCUUCGGCUGCUGCAAGUUGACUGCUGAUAGGACAAACUUCCAGUGUGGGAAAGGGUGAGUCUGCUGCCUUUCGAACCCGAGUGUUAAUGUUGCUCACUUGGCAUGUCGUGC
Molecule: messenger RNA, 643 nt
Organism: Suillus bovinus
Lineage: Eukaryota; Fungi; Basidiomycota; Agaricomycetes; Boletales; Suillaceae
Exons: 1
Coding region: 261-590 (109 amino acids)
Source: RefSeq, a predicted model, not a curated record